Messenger RNA from Vidua macroura (Pin-tailed whydah), 1872 nucleotides. It is a transcript of the gene TRIM59, whose product is annotated as tripartite motif containing 59. The transcript has 2 exons. The record is from RefSeq and is a predicted model, not a curated record. Gene Ontology annotation, molecular function: zinc ion binding. NCBI's taxonomy places the organism in Eukaryota, Metazoa, Chordata, Aves, Passeriformes, Viduidae. The coding region runs from base 370 to 1521 and encodes 383 amino acids.
UCCAUCGCCCGGCGGAGCUCCCCAGGAGGGGCCCGGAGCGGCUCCAUCGCCCGGCGGAGCUCCCCAGGAGCGGCUCCAUCGCCCGGCGGAGCUCCCCGCGAGGGCCCGGGCGGGUGCUGCCCGCGCAGCUGAAGGGCCCGGCCCGGUGAGCGCCGCCCUCCCGGACACCGCGUGGUUCGGGGCCGCUUUUCUCGUGUUUCAGCUUGUUCCCGUCGCUGUGAGCCGCAGGUUCCAGGUGUGGAUCCCUUUCCCAGCCACUGGUGCAGGGACGGCGCCAUCGAUCCCCGUGUCCGGGAGCUGCAGGGGACAGCUGGAGGUGCGCUCCUGCUCUGGCUCCACUGCCCGGGGCCGUGCGGUAAAGAACAGGCCAUGGAGCAGCUGGAGGAGGAGCUCACCUGUCCCAUCUGCUACGACACCUUCGUGGAGCCGCGGGUGCUGCCGUGCUCGCACACCUUCUGCGGGCCGUGCCUGCGGGACCUGCUGCAGCCGGGGCCGGGCUUCAGCUGCCCCAGCUGCCGGGCUCUGGUGGCCGUGCCCGCUGCCGGCCUGGAGGCGCUGCCCAUCAACUUCGCCCUCAAGGCCGUGAUCGAGAAGUGCCAGCAGGAGGAGCGGGCCCCCGGGAUGUGCCGGGCACACCCCCGGCAGCCGCUGAACAUUUACUGCCUGCAGGACCGGCGGCUGGUGUGCGGCCAGUGCCUGACCGUCGGCAAGCACCGCGGGCACGCCAUCGAUGACCUGCAGAGCGCCUACAGGAAAGCCAGGGAGGCUUUGGGGCAGCUCCUGGGGGAGCUGGCGGAUCCGUCCCGCUCCGAGGUGUUCUCGUGCUCCGAGAGGCUGCAGCAGCAGAAGGCCCGGUGCCAGAGCACCCUGCAGGGUGACAGGGAAGCUGUGCUCAAGUAUUUUAAGGAACUUGGUGAUGUCUUGGAGAACAAAAAAGCAGCUCUGCUGAGCGCACUGGAUGAACUCGACAGCCACAUUCUGGAGAAAUACGAUCCCCUCAUCGAGGAGGUGAAGUUCGAAGAGUGUGAGCUAAUGGAGCUGCACUCGGCUCUUCAGGAGGAGGAGUCCCCGCUGCUUUUCCUGGAGAAGAUGAACGAGCUGCAGCCGCGGCUCCACGCUCUCAAACUGAGGCAACUCCCGGAGCCUGAACCUGUGGAGAUCCAUCCUAGGAUGAAGAAUGUGCUGCAGGACAUGUCUGCAACUGAAAUAGGGCAGGUGCACAGGAUCCGCACGCCAAAGCUACACCUGGCUCACGAAAGCCAACGCUGUGGAAAGCAAAUAGCAUCUAAACGCGGGGAUGCUGUUGCUGCUCUUAUGCUGAUCCUGAUUGGACUUGCGUUGUUAUGGCAGAAGGAACCACAAGGUCUUGUGCUGCUCAUGGUUUCAUUUGUAUUGUUAAUCGUAUCUGGUAUCAUCCCAGUUCCUCUGGCACGUCUCUGGGAAUUCCUGCUGUGGAUUUAUCAGGAUUCCUGCACCUACCUGCAGGCCAGAAUGCAGGACAAUUCUUCGCAACUACUUUGAUUAGACUGAAAACCUCAUGCAGCAAUCCAGCAUUAUUUUCAAUUUCUACUUAAAAGCUGGAUUGUUAAAGCUCUACACUUGUUCUGUUUCUGUAUUCUCUCUUUUCUGUAUUGCAUGGAUUUCCUCUGAACUAAAGUUCUGAUCCACUUCAGGUGAGGAGAGGCGAGUUUUGCCUUGAUCCACAACUGCAGAAUUCAGUCCUUAACAUCGUGGAAUUCUCUGCCAAAGAUCAGGUGCACUGCUGAGCUUCCCCUCCUGGAAUUCUCUGCCAAAGGUCAGGUGCACUGCUGAGCUGCUCCCAUAACUCUUGGCAUUUUUGCAUUAUAUAGUAAAUUACGCUGAUUCCUUGAA